AUCGUGCGAGUUGCCAACGUGUGGUUUUAGGCAAAUCACCUUAUCGCGCAGAGAAAGUGGUGGUAGUUGUGUGAAAUCACCGUCAAGAAUGAUACUACAAAAUGUUCAAGACGGUACGGCUCGCCUCGCCGGGAAGGCUCUGAGACUGGUCUGGGGCAAGAACAAGCCGGUCACCAUAACUGUGGUGGUGGUGGUUGGCGUGAUGAAAAUAUGGAGCUACGUGAAGAAACAGGAGAGGAGGAGGAGGUGGAACAACGCCGGCAAGGACGUGGUGGUCCUGCACAUUCCGCCCCGGGGAUUCUUCUGCCCGAAUAUUUCUCCCUUCGCCGUCAAACUCGAGACCUACGUCAGGAUGGCGGAGAUCCCUUAUGUGGUCGACCACGAGGAGCCCUUUGGACCGAAGGGGAAGACGCCCUGGAUCACCCUCAACGGCGAGGACGUUGGCGACUCGCAGAUGAUCAUCGAGAAACUGGCGGCCAAGUUCGGCAAGGAGUUCGACGCCCACUUGUCGCAGGAGGAGAAGGCCGUGGCUCACGCCCUGCGCGUCAUGGUGGACGAGUACUUUUUCUGGUGCCUCGGUGUCUUCCGCUUCGGCCGGGAGCGCGGUCGCCACCUGGCCUACAACACCUCCCUUCCUUGGAUUUGCCGGCCAUUCAUGCCCAUGUUCAUUAACCAGUAUUUGGAGGCCACGAAGGUCCAAGGCGUAGGGCGACACAGCUACAGGGAAGUAGAUGAGUUGGGGAGGAAAUGCCUUCAGUCGCUCUCGGCUUGGCUCGGUGAGAAGCCGUUCAUGAUGGGUGCCAGUCCGACCGAUGUGGAUGCUGCGGUCUUCGGUUUGCUGACGCGAGACGUGUUCUGUCCUCCGGUGUCGGACUACACGAGGAUGCUCGAGAAGGACUACCGAAACCUGCACGCGCUCUGCCACCGGAUAAAGGAGAAAUUCUGGCCGGACUGGGACAAGUGCCUCGACCUGAAAGGCAGGGAUCGUGUUCUGCGGAUGAUGGAGAGAGGGAAAUGCAGCAGUUAGGCAACAAAUGUAGUUGAAUAAUACACUGUUUUUUGUUUUUUUUUUCUGAGACCUGCAACGUUGUCCAGUAGUUCGUAAUUAUGAGCCAAGGUAUCGUUUAAGGCCUAUUCUGCUUUAUUUCGGUGGCUGAGACAGAACAAUUCAUGGGGUACUUUCCAUGACACAUGUAUUGAAUUGAUUACAUGGUAUUAUUUAUAUGAUUACGUGUUAUAUGUUACUGAUACAAAUAAGAAAAUAAGUGUCGUUGUUGUAAAUUGCGUUUUAUGAUUUAGACAUAGCAUACAGUUUGAGAACUGCAUAUGACGCUAUUUUAUUUGUUGUAAUGUCUUUGAUGUAUUGUGUGAAUAAAUGUGAUAAACUAUUA
Molecule: messenger RNA, 1391 nt
Organism: Penaeus vannamei (Pacific white shrimp)
Lineage: Eukaryota; Metazoa; Arthropoda; Malacostraca; Decapoda; Penaeidae
Product: failed axon connections homolog
Cellular component (GO): cytoplasm
Source: RefSeq, a predicted model, not a curated record